GUCUGAAGGUAUAUAAUGUUGUGGUUGCCGUUCAGCUCCCCAUUGUAUUGAUACACCCGUCGACUGACUACCCUCAAGAUGUUCAACAGAACCACGUACUGGCUUUGCGUCCUUCAGCUUCUGUGUUCCGCCGUAUCAAUCCAUGCUUCACCAAUUUUGAACCAGCAUGAAGAUGUCACAAGAACCGUCAAGACGGAAUGUCACACCAAUGCCGAGUGUUUGGCCGCCGGAUUGCCCCUAUUAAAACCUUCCCCACGUCGACUGGUCCACCGGGCUGGAGGGUCGGGCAGCGUGGUUACAUUCCCGGUCGUAGCUUACCCUGCUGGAUCACCUGGUCCUAAUCCUCAAGCGGUCAAAAGACGAUCCAUCUUGGCACAUCGUGGCAAAAUUGCAGAGAGGGCAUAUGGAGCGCCGCCUGCGGAAAGUCUGGGAUACGUCAAAGCUGGCGUUGCCACUCUGGGUGAACUGAUUGGAACAACCGAUGACCCAUCGGAAGCGCUCUACGUCACUUACGAUUCCACCUUAAUCAGCACCACGCAGAAUUUGGAGCUAACGGACGGCGGAGUCGUCAAAUACCUCUGUCUCGCCAGUGACGAUGACGAACAGGACACUGCAGACACUACAAUGUCUUCGUCAUCAACCAACGACGUUCGUCUCACGGAAUGCGCGUCACCUGGGCUUCCAAACUCUUCACCCUCUGAUCAAACGAGCGCCCGUGGAAAUACCGCAGCUGAGGCCGCAGUCUGGUCUGUCGACUCAAACACCGGACUGAUUACAGCGACUUGGACCAAUCCAGCUGGAACAUCUCCUGCGUCUGCUCCGCUCGGCAUCAUGUACAAUAACAACGAUCCAAGUGGUUCUUCGUGGUACCUUACAGGUGCACCAGCUGAUUUCACAGAGGAGCUUCCUUACUUUUCUGAGGGCCAUUUUUUCGUAUGGUUUCCCGAAAGUGGCUAGAGGAUCGUCGUGAUGGAUACAGGCUUCGCGAGGUCUGCCUAGGACCAAACUUUCAGCACGGUCAGAC
Kockovaella imperatae is the source of this 1024-nucleotide messenger RNA. RefSeq lists its product as hypothetical. The transcript has 6 exons. Lineage: Eukaryota; Fungi; Basidiomycota; Tremellomycetes; Tremellales; Cuniculitremaceae. The coding region runs from base 79 to 957 and encodes 292 amino acids. The record is from RefSeq and is a predicted model, not a curated record.